CCCAACCUCCCGGCGGCGAGCGCAGGCGGCUGGGGCCACCGCACCUGCAGGACAUUCGCUACUGCGCCGCUCGCCCCGCGCCCUCCCCGUCGCGCAGGGUCGCCGAUGACCCCCCAGAGUCCCGGCUGGCGACCAUGACCACUUCCCUGCAGGAUGGGCAGAGCGCCGCCGGCCCGGCGGCCACCCAGGACUGGCCUAUGGCCGCCCAGGUGUGCGGCGCUGCCCAGGGGAGGGGCGACGCCCAGGACCCGCCGCCGGGUCCCCCGCUGCACCCGCGCGCGCUGCCACCCGCUCCAGACGCCACCCGCCGCCGUGCCGCAGACAGGAGAAACAAGAAAGAUCCGGAUGUUCUGGAAGUACCAUCUAUUCCAAACCCUUUUCCUGAGCUCUGCUGUUCUCCACUUACAUCUGUGCUGUCAACGGGCCUCUUUCCCAGAGCAAAUUCAAGGAAGAAACAGGUGAUCAAAGUCUACAGUGAGGAUGAGACCAGCAGGGCUUUAGAAGUGCCCAGCGAUGUCACAGCCCGAGAUGUUUGCCAGCUAUUGAUUCUGAAGAACCAUCAUGUGGAUGACCACAGUUGGACGCUUUUUGAGUGCGUGCCUCACAUAGGUGUAGAAAGAACAAUAGAAGACCAUGAACUGGUCAUGGAAGUUCUCUCUAACUGGGGAAUGGAAGAAGAAAAUAAGCUGUAUUUUAGAAAAAAUUAUGCCAAAUAUGAAUUCUUUAAGAACCCAAUGUAUUUCUUUCCAGAGCACAUGGUAUCUUUUGCAACUGAAACCAGUGGUGACAUAGCCCCUACACAGGUUCUACAGAUGUUUCUAAGUUCAAGCACAUAUCCUGAAAUUCAUGGCUUCUUACAUGCAAAAGAACAGGGAAAGAAGUCAUGGAAAAAAAUAUACUUCCUCCUAAGAAGAUCUGGUUUAUAUUUUUCUACUAAAGGGACUUCAAAGGAACCACGGCAUUUGCAGUUUUUCAGCGAAUUUGGCACAAGUGAUAUUUACAUGUCGCUGGCAGGCAAAAAAAAGCGUGGAGCACCGACUAAUUAUGGAUUCUGCUUUAAGCCUCACAAAGCAGGAGCUCCCCGAGACCUGAAAAUGCUCUGUGCAGAAGAGGAGCAGAGCAGGAUGUGCUGGGUGACCGCCAUUAGAUUGCUUAAGUAUGGCAUGCAGCUGUACCAGAAUUAUCUGCACCCAUUCCAGGGAAGAAGUGGCUGCUGUUCUCAGAGCAUAUCACCCAUGAGAAGUAUAUCAGAGAACUCCCUCGUAGCAAUGGACUUUUCGGGUCAGAAAAGCAGAGUCAUAGAAAACCCCACCGAAGUUCUCUCAGUAGCUGUUGAAGAAGGACUCGCCUGGAGGAAAAAAGGAUGUUUACGCCUGGGCAGUCACGGUAGCCCGACUGCCUCCUCCCAUAACUCUGCUGUGAACAUGGCCAUCCACCGGUCCCAGCCUUGGUUCCACCACAAAAUCUCUAGAGAUGAAGCUCAGCGAUUGAUUAUUCAGCAAGGACCUGUGGAUGGAGUUUUCUUGGUACGGGAUAGUCAGAGUAACCCCAAAACUUUCGUGCUGUCAAUGAGUCACAGGCAAAAAAUAAAGCACUUUCAAAUUAUACCAGUAGAAGAUGAUGGUGAAAUGUUUCACACACUGGAUGAUGGGCACACAAGAUUCACAGAUCUCAUCCAGCUGGUGGAGUUCUACCAACUCAACAAGGGUGUCCUUCCUUGCAAGUUGAAGCAUUAUUGUACUAGGAUGGCACUUUAGCCAAACUAUAUGUGACUUGUUAAACUAGUGAAGAAGAAGGACUCAUAGAAAACAUUUAAAGAGGGAGAAACCACAAAUGAGGGUGAAAAGAAUGCUGUGGUAAAAAGAAUAUAUUUCACUUGCAAGUUACAAAAGAAAUAGUUCAUGGAUUGCAGAUUAGCAAAGAUUGGAUUACAUUCAUCACUUAAAACUUAUUAGUUAAAAUUAAACCUUAGGAAAAAAAUGA
Nannospalax galili (Upper Galilee mountains blind mole rat) is the source of this 1983-nucleotide messenger RNA. It is a transcript of the gene Grb14, whose product is annotated as growth factor receptor bound protein 14. The coding region runs from base 135 to 1757 and encodes 540 amino acids. The record is from RefSeq and is a predicted model, not a curated record. The transcript has 14 exons. Lineage: Eukaryota; Metazoa; Chordata; Mammalia; Rodentia; Spalacidae. Gene Ontology annotation, biological process: negative regulation of insulin receptor signaling pathway; insulin receptor signaling pathway. Gene Ontology annotation, cellular component: cytoplasm; plasma membrane.